Punctularia strigosozonata HHB-11173 SS5 is the source of this 645-nucleotide messenger RNA. RefSeq lists its product as uncharacterized. The transcript has a single exon. Lineage: Eukaryota; Fungi; Basidiomycota; Agaricomycetes; Corticiales; Punctulariaceae. The annotation marks the transcript as partial. The record is from RefSeq and is a predicted model, not a curated record.
AUGCCCGCACGCGGCGACCGCAGCGCCCCCGUCUUCAAGUCCGCCUUCGACCUCCCCGGCUAUCUCGAAGAACUCGAGCGCCUCUUCACCGAGCACGGUGUCACCGACGAGCGUCAAAAGGUAGACCUUGCCAUCCGCUACCUGCCAUACGACGAAGCGCGCGUCUGGCGCUCGACCGACUCUUACACCGACGCCACCAAAUCCUAUGCCGACUUCAAGGCCGAGAUAACGGCUCUUUACCCUGGUACUGCUCUCGAAGGUCAAGCAACGCGCGCCGACAUCGAGGCCCUCGUCUCCGCUCGCGCUUCAGCCCCGAUCAGGACGCGCAUCGAGCUCGGCGAGUACAACCGCCGCUUCAAAGUCCUUGCGGACGACCUUCGAAAGAAGCACGCCGGCGCGCUUCUCUCCGACAACGACGCAAACGACCUUUACCUCCGCGCGUUCACCGGCGAUUUCCGCGACCGUCUCCUCCGAUGCAUGCAGACCGCGCUCCCCACGCACAACUUUGAGCUAGCCUAUCCGCGUGCUACUGUCUUCAAGGAGGCCGACGCUAUUCUUGCCGGCCAUCGCGGACCCACCACGCUCUUCACUUCGGCCCCGCCCGCGACGCUUAAGCAAGAAGAUAUCGCAUCCGCCGUUCAGUCC